AUGCCAACACCAUUAUCACCUUGUUCAUCACAAGACAUCAUACCUAUAUCCCCUCCACCUUCUUCGCUUCUCAAAGCAGGCACGUCGAAAUUAAGCUCUACUGCUUCUAUAGCCAGUACAUCCAGAUCUACUCCAUCUUCUUCAACAUCAAAAUCCAUCGAUCGUAAAUUAAAAGGAAAAUCGACAUCAACAUGGCACAAUAAAGAUGUAGAAGAUAGGAUCAAAAGAAAAGCUACUGAAAACCAACGCGAUGAGCUAAGUAAAAAAAGUAGAUCUCAAGUGACGGAAAGAAUGUUGAACACAAGAGGAAAAGACGUCAAUCCAGUCACCAAUUCGGAAUUAUACGGCAGAACCGAUCAUUUCGUUUCUUGUGCAACAGGUCAUCAACAAUCGAAUCGAGGAGGAGGGAGUGCAGGCGCGAUGACUUAUUGGCAAGUCAGGUCGAAUCAGAUGAACGAUCAAGCAAGGGCCAAGAAAACAGACAUUUUCAAGGGAUGUUUGAUUUAUUUAAACGGUUCUUCUGGACCUAAAGUGUCUAACCUUCAAAUGCAACACCUCAUUUCCACCAACGGUGGUAGAUUAGCACCAUUGCAAUCAUCUUCUUGUACUCAUAUAAUAGCAAAUGGUGGAUUAUCAGGUACGAAAACGCAAAAACAUAUCAAUGGACAAGGUACUAGAGGCGCAAGUAGACGUGCUAAAGUAGUCAAGAUUGACUGGAUACUCGAUUCAGUGGAAAAGGGUCACAGAUUAUCUGAAGCAGGUUAUGGAAUGGUAGAAGAUCCUUCACAGCCCAAUCUGUUCAAGACUCUGGGUGUAAAACCGAAAUUAGAAUCUCAAGCAUCCGCACCGCAAUGA
Kwoniella shivajii is the source of this 855-nucleotide messenger RNA. RefSeq lists its product as uncharacterized. Lineage: Eukaryota; Fungi; Basidiomycota; Tremellomycetes; Tremellales; Cryptococcaceae. The record is from RefSeq and is a predicted model, not a curated record. Gene Ontology annotation, cellular component: nucleus. Gene Ontology annotation, biological process: error-free translesion synthesis; error-prone translesion synthesis. The coding region runs from base 1 to 855 and encodes 284 amino acids. Gene Ontology annotation, molecular function: deoxycytidyl transferase activity; DNA-directed DNA polymerase activity. The transcript is spliced from 6 exons.